AUGUCAUCAAUAACUAUUGAAAUUAGUCGUUAUUUAUCACCAUUACAAUGUUAUCUUCUACAAGAUUCUCAAGUAAAAUUUAUUAAAAGAAAAAUUUAUUCACUUAUUGAAUUAAAAGAUAAAGCUGAUAUUGUUAUUAAUUGUACUGGUUUAGCUUCACGAGAUUUAGUUGGAGAUUUAACAAUCAUUCAAGUUCAUGCAGCAUGGAAAAAAUCAGUUUAUGAAUUUGAUACCGAUGAUGGUUUUGGAUAUAUAAUUCCACACUUCAAUUCUGUUGUCUUAGGUGGAACAUUUCAAGUAAAUAAUUGGAACACAAUAAUAGAUGAAAACGAUACUAAAAAUGUUCUUUGUAUAUGUUCUAAAUGUUUACCUGCUCCUGAACAUAUUCGUCAUGGUAAAGUACAAGUUGGUUUAAGACUUUAUCGAGAUGAUGGUGUAUGUCGUGAACAUGAAAAAAAAACAGCUGACGGUAUUAAUGUUGUUCAUUGUUAUGAUCAUUCUGGUUCAGAUAUAGUUAAAACACUGUUACCAUCUGCACCAAAAGAACAAAAUAGUGAAAAUAAUAAUUUACCAGAACAUGAACAAUUAUGGCGUCUUACACUUAAUUUUGAAUAUGUUAAUCCAUCAUUUGCUACUGAUUCUUCUUCCAAAUCAGGAUAUUCUUAUACAACUAUUGAACAAAUUCUUCAAUAUUCUCUAUGUCUUGAUCGUUUUCAUAAUCCACGUGCAUUAUCAUUUCAACAUAUAUAUUGUUAUUCAUAUCUUAAAAGAAUUAUUUCAUCGAAUAUUCUUUGUUCAAUAAUAACUUGUUCAAUAUGUCGUCAUAUAUUUCCAUAUGAUAAUUCAAUUCAAUUUUCUAAAUCAUAUAUUCAUAAUCAAUUAUUUGAUUUAGUUCUAAUUAAUUAUAAUAUUAAAGAAAAAUAUGUAGAAUGUUAA
Messenger RNA from Rotaria sordida, 936 nucleotides. Lineage: Eukaryota; Metazoa; Rotifera; Eurotatoria; Philodinida; Philodinidae. The record is from the annotation of a GenBank genome assembly.